Messenger RNA from Doryrhamphus excisus (bluestripe pipefish), 2011 nucleotides. RefSeq names its product makorin, ring finger protein, 2 (gene mkrn2). NCBI's taxonomy places the organism in Eukaryota, Metazoa, Chordata, Actinopteri, Syngnathiformes, Syngnathidae. Gene Ontology annotation, molecular function: metal ion binding; ubiquitin protein ligase activity. The record is from RefSeq and is a predicted model, not a curated record. Gene Ontology annotation, biological process: protein polyubiquitination.
CGGUGUCCAUCUCGAAUCGGGCACUGGAUUCGAACCGGAGCCUCAGACAAAGCGAACCGUACCACCUGCCCGCAAACAGGACACCGCAGACCCGCCGCGUCUGCUGACGUGAACACGGUGUUCCCGCAAUGUGUGAACCGCAGUAAAUCGCCGAGCUCCAUGAGGACUCUGAACUGACAGGUGGACCGGAAGUGGAGCUGUCGCAAAGUGGAGGCGGGACCAACGCUUUGUUGAUGCUUAAAAUACAACACGUCACGUCGUCUUUUAAAGAUUUUAUAAAGAAAAUUGAAAUAAUUUAAGAAGAAAUACAUCGUUUGUGUUCAUAAGUUACACAUUUACAGAAAGGCUGUGAAGUUUUUGCUGCUUGUCAACUUAAAACGUUCGUCAGAUGGUCGGAACCUUUUUUGACGAGUCAGACGUUUCUUGCCGGACUUGUUUGUGUGGGACGCCGCUGUCAGUCGGUCACAACUCGGAAGCUAACAAUAAUUUGUUGCUCCGCUCGGAAGAUGAGCACCAAACAGGUGACCUGCAGGUACUUCCUGCAUGGUGUGUGUAGGGAGGGUAGCCGCUGUAUGUUCUCCCAUGACCCGUCCAGCAGCAAACCCUCCACCAUCUGCAAGUUCUACCAGAGAGGAGUGUGUGCCUACGGGGAACGGUGCAGAUAUGACCACAUAAAACCGGCAUACAGAGGAGGAGGAGGCGGCGGCGGCGGCGGCGGUGGCGGCGGCGGCGGCGGUGCUUCAGACAACAAGGCAGGUGGAGGAGGCUCUGGAGGCGGAGCUUCAGUUCGAUCUGAACCCAGAAAGACGAUGGUGCUGAGAGACAGAACCGACUUGACUUCCUGUCUACAAACAGACUUGGUGGACAAGAGUCUGUCAGUGGGGCAGCUUGACGGCAUGUUUGGGGGUCAAGCAGGCAGCCUGGGUUCAGAGGUCACAGCCGCAGCUCCCCAGUCGUACGUGGAAGCCAUCAGGACGGGCCUGGAAGCUUCGGCGCCAGACCAAGCUCCUCCCCAGAUGGGCGGGGCCUUCCAAGACUUGUCCCAGCUGUGUCCGUAUGCCGCUGCUGGUCGCUGUUACUACGAGGACAACUGCCCUUAUCUCCAUGGCGACCAGUGUGAGGUGUGCAGGCUACAGGUGCUGCACCCGCACGACCCCGAGCAGAGGAGAGCUCACGAAAAGAUGUGCCUGCUGGCCUUUGAGAGCGACAUGGAGAAGGCGUUUGCCGCCCAGCUCAGCCAAGACAAGGUGUGUUCCAUCUGCAUGGAAGUGGUGGUCCAGAAGAUGAACCCGUCCGAGCGCAGGUUCGGGAUUCUGUCCUCCUGCUGUCACAUCUUCUGCCUGGCCUGCAUCCGACAGUGGCGCUGCACUCGCAACUUCAGCAACAAGAUCAUCAAGUCGUGUCCAGAGUGCCGCGUAAUUUCCGAGUUCGUCAUCCCGUCCGUGUACUGGGUGGAGGACCAGGACGACAAGGACCACCUGAUCGAGCUCUUCAAGUCUGGAGUGAGCAAGAAAGCCUGCAAGUACUUCGACCAGGGUCGCGGCAUGUGUCCCUUUGGGGGAAAGUGUUUGUAUCUCCACGCCUACCCAGACGGAACCCGAGCGGAACCCGAUAAGCCACGGAAACAGCUGAGCUCAGAGGGAAACAUCCGGUUCAUGAACAGCGUUCGCUUGUGGGAUUUCAUCGAAGAACGCGAGCAGCACUCUGGCCGACCUUUGCCCUCCUUGGAUGAUGACAUCACAGAGCUGAGGGAGCUCUUCAUGCAGCUGUCGGCGCCGAGCCACGAUGGACCGGAGGCUUCACCUGACUCUGAGCAGUAGCAACCGGGCGGUGGUGUAAGACAACGUGAGGUGUUUAGAAAGUGAGUUUUCUUUUGUGUAGAAGUCAGACAGCUUCUAAAUAAAUUCAUGUAUUUAUAGUAGGCUCCAGUGCUUGCUUUUACAAGCUUACACAUGACUGAGCUGUGUUUUAUUCUUGAUGUCAUCAAGCUAAUAAAAGCGCCUGAGUACAA